Solanum tuberosum (potato) is the source of this 1279-nucleotide messenger RNA. Its product is annotated as glycerophosphodiester phosphodiesterase protein kinase domain-containing GDPDL2-like. The record is from RefSeq and is a predicted model, not a curated record. NCBI's taxonomy places the organism in Eukaryota, Viridiplantae, Streptophyta, Magnoliopsida, Solanales, Solanaceae. Gene Ontology annotation, molecular function: ATP binding; protein kinase activity. The transcript is spliced from 3 exons. Bases 45 to 1196 code for a protein of 383 amino acids. Gene Ontology annotation, biological process: protein phosphorylation.
UACAACAGAUUCUCGGGACCAGUCUGUCGCUACUUGUGUAUUUCAUGGCGUAUUUGGUUACAAAAUUUGUGAUCGGCCUUCCGCUUGUUCUUGUAUUUCUGGUGAUCAAAUUCAAAAGGAGGCAUUUGUCGAUGUAUGAUGCGAUUGAAGGCUUUUUGCAAACACAAAACAAUUUCAUGCCAAUCAGAUAUAAAUACUCCCACGUAAAGAGAAUGACCAGAGGAUUCAAAGAGAAAUUAGGUGAGGGAGGUUACGGCAGUGUAUACAAGGGAAACCUUCGUAGUGGAAGAGAUGUAGCAGUGAAGAUGUUGAACAAGCCUAAAGCUGGUGGGCAAGAUUUCAUGAAUGAAGUAGCUACCAUUGGAAGGAUUCAUCAUGUCAAUGUGGUCGGGCUCGUGGGGUAUUGUGUUGAGGGAACAAUACGUGCUCUUGUAUACGACUUCAUGUCCAAUGGAUCACUCGACAAGUACAUCAACACCAGUCAAGAAGGAAGUCCUCUGUUAAGUUGGCAGAGUAAGUAUGACAUUGUUCUUGGAGUGGCUCGAGGAAUUGGGUAUUUGCAUCGAGGCUGUGAUGUACGGAUUUUACAUUUUGACAUCAAACCACACAACAUUCUUUUGGAUGAGAAUUUCAUUCCUAAGAUUUCUGACUUUGGGCUUGCAAAAUUAUAUCCAACAGAUAAUAGCAUUGUGACUCUCACAGCUGCUCGUGGAACUAUUGGAUAUGUAGCUCCAGAAUUGAUCAGCAAAAGCAUUGGAGCAAUCUCUUACAAAGUUGAUGUUUACAGCUUUGGAAUGCUGCUAAUGGAAAUGCUGGACUUGAAUAGACAUGAAGUUGCAAAUGAAGAGAAUUCCAGCCAAUAUUUUCCUUAUUAUAUUUACGAUAAGUUCAACAAGGGUAAGGAGAUCCUGGUGGAUGAAGAAGCAAAUGAUGAUGAAAAGAAGAUGGCUAGAAAGCUGAGUUUAGUUGCAUUAUGGUGCAUUCAGACGAAUCCAAUACAACGCCCUUCAAUGAGUAAAGUAUUAGAAAUGCUUGAAGGUGAAGUUGAAGUGCUAGAAGUACCUCCUCAGCCUCUUCAAUCUCAACCGAUUGUUUAUCAGAUGAUGGGAAGUUCUAUGAUAUUUUCGUCUGAUUCAAUGGCUUUGUUAGAAAAUUCUGCUGAUAAUUCUGUCAAAGUAGACAUUUGUUCUGAUUGAUUUGUAUUGUUCAUUUAAAAUGACAUAUAUGCGAGAAGGGCUUCACAUUUUACGAAGGGUCGGGUCUGAGUUGGUCCGUCUCG